This is a messenger RNA of Scophthalmus maximus (turbot), 1594 nucleotides long. It is a transcript of the gene tbl2, whose product is annotated as transducin beta like 2. Bases 78 to 1406 code for a protein of 442 amino acids. Gene Ontology annotation, molecular function: protein binding. The transcript is spliced from 7 exons. Gene Ontology annotation, biological process: endoplasmic reticulum unfolded protein response. Lineage: Eukaryota; Metazoa; Chordata; Actinopteri; Pleuronectiformes; Scophthalmidae. Gene Ontology annotation, cellular component: endoplasmic reticulum. The record is from RefSeq and is a predicted model, not a curated record.
CGUGGCUCCGUAUCGCCUGGCUGUGGUAGCAAGGCUGUUGCCGCUAUCGGUGAAGUACGUGGCAGAAAGCUUUCGAUAUGGAGGCUACUGCUCUGGUCGCCUUGACCCUGCUGCUGGGUGCACUGGUAGUUCUGGUUGCAUUAGCGGUGGGCAGACGAAAGGAAGAGAUACGAGAGGAAAUAGAGCAGCAGGCGGCGGAGUUUGCCGCUGAAAGUAGUGUUGUGAAGGGCGCCGCAUCCAAGAAACCGAAGCAGGAGAAGCAGCGGAGCCGUAAGGACAAGGCUUCGCAGCACAGUUUCAGCCAUCCACUGUUGGCAGCCUCAUUGAAGGGCCACAGUGCAAAUGUGACAUGCAUUGAUUUCAGUAGUAACGGCAAGUACCUGGCGUCCUGCGCUGACGACCGCACCGUCAGGAUCUGGAGCACCAAAGACUUCCUGGAUCGGGAACACAAGUGUCUGAGAGCCAAUGUGGAGCUGGAUCAUGCUACACUGGUCCGCUUCAGCCCGGACUCCAGGGCGUUCAUCACCUGGUUGGCCAAUGGAGACGCCAUUCGAAUCUUCAAAAUGACAAAGAAGGACGACGGCACGCUAAACUUCAAAUCUGCGGCUGAAGACUUCCCACAGAAACACAAAGCCCCCAUCCUCAACAUUGGCAUUGCAGAGACAGGCAAGUUCAUCAUGAGCGCCUCCACCGACACCUGCAUCCUUAUCUGGGACCUGAAAGGGGAAGUACUGGCCUCUAUCAACACCAACCAGAUAACCAAUUCUUACGCUGCCAUCUCUCCGUGUGGCAGGUUUGUAGCAUCUUGUGGCUUCACUCCCGACGUGAAGGUGUGGGAGGUUUGCUUCGGGAAAGGAGGAGAGUUCAAAGAGGUGGCGCGAGCUUUUGACCUGAAGGGCCACUCUGCAGGAGUUCACGCAUUUGCCUUUUCCAAUGACUCUCACAGAAUGGUGACUGUCUCCAAAGACGGUACAUGGAAGUUGUGGAACACAGACGUGGAGUACAAAAAGCAGCAGGAUCCCUACCUCCUUAAGACCGUCCCCUGUGUGUCAUCUGAAGGGAGCCUGGUGGCCUUGUCUCCAGACGGCCGGGUGGUGGCCAUCAGCGACGGCUGUAACCUGGCCAUGUACAACGCUGCCAGCGGCCAGCUGGAGGAGGAAAUGCACGGCGUCCACAGCGAGGAGAUCAACGACCUUAGAUUUGAUGUUAACGGACGCUACCUGGUGUGCAGCGGCGACAAGGCCAUCCGAGUGUUUCACAACGCCCCGGGCUACCGGGCAGCCAUCAGAGACAUGCAGGACAUGCUGAAGAAAGCCCAGAAUGAAGCCAUGAAGCAGAGACUGCAGCAGCAGAUAAAGGAGGCUCAGAGUGCGCUGGACACUGUGCUGGCAGCUCCUGUCGACUGAGGGAACCUUAGGAAACCACAAUGUGUCUGAAUCAGACAGCUGAUUUUUGUUUUUGUUUGUUUGUUUGUUUCCGCUGCAGCCUCAACUCUUCCUCUGCCGCUAAAUGAUCUAGUCAGAGAUUGAAGGAAUUUGCAUGCAGUUUUAGUAAAGAAAAUCUUUUUAUGGAAAAAUAAAAUGGUUUGAGUUCA